Messenger RNA from Seriola dumerili (greater amberjack), 3126 nucleotides. Its product is annotated as ETS translocation variant 5-like. The transcript has 13 exons. Gene Ontology annotation, molecular function: DNA-binding transcription factor activity, RNA polymerase II-specific; sequence-specific DNA binding. Gene Ontology annotation, cellular component: nucleus. NCBI's taxonomy places the organism in Eukaryota, Metazoa, Chordata, Actinopteri, Carangiformes, Carangidae. Bases 104 to 1618 code for a protein of 504 amino acids. Gene Ontology annotation, biological process: cell differentiation; regulation of transcription by RNA polymerase II. The record is from RefSeq and is a predicted model, not a curated record.
UUUUUGAUGGAGGAGCUACAGGGGACGUAGGGGAGGAAACCUGCGUCGAGUUCAUUUCACACUGCCAAGAAACUUCACUGUUCAAAGUGAAGACUCCUGCAACAUGGACGGCUUUUAUGACCAACAGGUCCCCUUUGUGGUCCCUGAGAGUAAAUGUCACACGGAAAAAGCAGAGAAAUGCCUCAGCGACAGGAAAAGGAAGUUUGUGGACACGGAGCUGGCUCAGGACACAGAGGAGCUUUUUCAAGAUCUGAGCCAGCUCCAGGAAAUCUGGAUCGCAGAAGCUCAGGUUCCUGAUGACGAGCAGUUUGUCCCUGAUUUCCAGUCCAAUAAUCUGAUGUUUCAUGGACCGCCUGUCAGCAAAGUGAAGCGAGAGCCUACGCCGUCCAAAGACCUGUCUCCCUGCAGAACGCCUCAAGCAGACAUGUGCCUUUAUAGUUACAGUGCCUGUGACAACAAGCCAGCCCUCACUCCAGCCUCCACACCCGCAGUACAGUGUGGUUCCUCCCAUCCGACUGGACCUCCGCCCUUACAGGGGCAGCUACAGCCAUCAAGCCCCCAGCUGUCCAACAGCUGCCCCCCGAGCCACGUUCCUGCCCUGAGCCCUUCCCACCAACACAACCUCCCACCCACCAGCCAAAACCAGCAGUUUGCUCUGCCACGUCCCCCCGUCAGCUGUCCCGGUGCAGCUUUCAGCAGGGAUCAAAGGUUUCAGCGGCAGAUGUCAGAGCCCUGCUUGUCCUUCCUCCCGCCAGAGAAAACGCUAAACACAUUAUACCCCCCCUCGAGCCGUGAUCGGCGCCCUCUGUACCAGCGCCACCUCUCAGAGCCCCUGGUUCCCCGCGGCCCCCAAGGUUUCAAACAGGAGCUGGUGGACCCGCGGUACCCAGACCCAGGGCUGUCAGGUCCAAGUCUGGGCCAGCCCCAGACUACCUUCAACCGUGUCACGAUAAAACAAGAGCCAAGAGACUUCGGCUUUGACUCAGAGGUUCAAACCUGCCAGUCGUCAUCAUUUGGGAAAUCUCCGGUCUUGUACCAGAACAACAAUAUCGGAUUUGGUCACGACAGGGAGCCACAUUUGUACUACGACGACACUUGUGUUGUACCAGAAAGGCUGGAAGCAGGGAAAGUGAAGCAGGAGGGUUUGCCGUACCAGCGCCGCGGCUCCCUGCAGCUCUGGCAGUUUCUGCUCACGCUGCUUGACAACCCAGCUAACGGACAUCUGAUUGUGUGGACGGGACGCAACAUGGAGUUUAAACUGAUUGAUCCCGAAGAGGUGGCUCGACUCUGGGGGAUUCAGAAGAAUCGACCGGCCAUGAACUACGACAAGCUGAGCCGCUCACUGAGAUACUACUACGAGAAGGGCAUCAUGCAGAAGGUAAAGGUGGCCGGGGAAAGGUACGUCUACAAGUUUGUAUGCAACUCCGAGGCGCUUUUCUCCAUGGCUUUCCCAGACAACCAGAGGCCGAGCCUGAAAGCUGACCCAGACGCCGUCCCACCUCCCAGCGAGGAGGACGGCCUCCCCCUGCCCAGCUAUGAUGAGGAGGGUCCCUACCUGGGUGAUGGAGGUGAGCAGGGCACCAAUGGACUGGCUUUCCCGGACAGCUACCCAUACUAAACUCAAUAAAGCUGGAGGGAAGAUGAGAUAUUAUAAACAGGAGGACCCUGAAAUUACUGAGCAGUGUUUGUGAUUUUUCAAAAUGUACACCUACAUUAUGAAAGUCACAGAAAAGAUGAACUUAACAGAUCAUUUUUAUUGAAAGUGUCUGUUUUGCCAAAAGUUUUGUUUGCAAAAUGAGAGAUCAGAGAAUCUCUGGGACUGUUUAUUUAAAAAUACUCCCAUUGCAAAAAUGAAAAUCUGUGUACAGAUCUACUGUAGUUCAGAUUUGGCUUUAUUUGUUUUUUUUUUAUGACAUAACAGUUGUAAUAUUAUGAGAAAAAAAACUAAUUUGUGAAUUUACAAGAAAACGUGUUAUUCAGAAAAGUCAUUGUUAUACAGUAUAUUUUGAGAUAAAGUUGUAAUCUCACAGGGAAACUGUCAUGAUAUUAUACGAAAAGUCAAAAUAUUUCAAGAUAAAGUGGAAUUUUAGGAGAAAACUAAUAUAACAUGAAUAAAGUUCAAAUUUGGCACAGAAGCUAACAGACUGCUGUUACGACUUUGUUGUAGAAAUGAACGUUUUGUUUCAAUAUAACAUUUUCUCUUGUAGAAACAACUUUAUUCUUGGAAAAUUACAACUUUUGUCUCAUACUCAAAUAUAUGAAAACCUUUUCUCCAAAUUAUGGCUUUUAUGCUCUUAUUAAUUAUGACUGGUCUCUCAAAAUAUUCCAGUUUAUUCCUUAAAAUCUUUUUUUUGUUUGGUCCUUAAAUUAGGGUAAUUUUGUAGCAUGGCCGUCGCUGUAGUCCUUGCAUAUGUGAACUCUGGGAUCUUUAUUUCAACCAAAAAGUAUCUAGAAGCCAUGGCACUCCUUCACUAAUUGACCAAUCAAAGUUUUAUGGGUGAACCUUAUACUUCUUGAAAGGGACACAAGUUUUGGUCCUCCUAUAAACAUGUAUAUUGAUGGAAAUGUCUUUUGUGAAUGUUUUCUUGUUUUCAAAGCUAAUAUUUUUGGCAUUAUAUGGACUUGUAAGUUUUUCCUAUAACUGUUUUAUGACAAAGGUACUGCUACUAUUUUUGAUUCUGUAAUACUGCCACUCUGAUGCUAAUAUUAAGCAUGGACUUUCUUACAAACGGCCCACCAGUUAUUGUGCCGAGAUAGUUUUCUGCAUUUUUGUAUAGUUGAUUUGCUUCAAUGUGUAGAAAAGGUGUAUAAUUAUAUAUGAAUAUAUUUUUGCUAAAGGCUCUGUUUGCUUGACAUUGUACUAUGAGCUGCAGAGUUUAGCUUGCUAAUGUGUUGCAUCAAUUUCAGCCUCUCCAAGCUGGAAUGCCUUGUACCCUUUGAGUCCUGCAGAUAGAAACUGGACGUAAUGAUGUAUCUUGCUGUAUGAUCACAUGGUGGUAUGAAUGGGGGAGGUUGUGUAUGAUGAAAGCUGGAGAAAGAUACUGACACUGGUGUGAGUCUACCCUCAGAUACUGUAUGUGUGCCUUAUGUUGAUCUUUACUGAUACAAUAAACUAUUUUACUCUUU